AAUUGCUUGGGGGCAACUGACAUGAAAAAAUAACGUGACUGUUUCUUUAAAUGUGAGGAGACGUGCGCUGGGUGAGCUAGUGAAUGUCUUUUCACUCGUGCUGAGUCUUCGUCACUGAAGGGGAAACCAUGACACAGACCAAGGCGCAAAAACUGAUUUAUAUAAGAAUACCGAAACACAAGACCACAAUAAAAUAAAGAAAAAGAAACAAACAAAAAAACCCAAUCAAACAAAAAAGCAUUGAAGAUUGUAGUGCUAGCCGGUCUGGCUACUCUGCCUCGGUAUACAUUGGAGCCAUUAUUGACGGCGGUUUACCCGAAAACGCGUUGGUAUAUAAUUAUAUACAUACACGUCAGUCUCAGAAUCACAAAAUUGUAAUGUUGAUGACACACGGAUUAUAGGAAAUGUCUUCGCUAUAAUCAGCCGGCUGUAACACCAAGAGUUCCCGCAGAUAAACAGUUGGCUGGGAGAAAGAAGACAAGCGACCGCAAAUGAAGUGUGAGAAUUGCACCAAGACGGAAUGCAGUAAGAAGCAGAAGAACGAUGAGAACCAAAGCUCUGCCCAGGACUCCGUCAACACGAUGGAGGAGAAUGGGGAGACCAGUGAGUUUCACAAGCUGGCGGGUAAGCGAGUGUAUCUGAGUGACUGCCUGGCCUGUGACAGGUGUGUCUCGGAGGAGGAGAGCCGGAGAAUUUCUCAACAGAACCAGAAGGAGCUGUUCAGGAUCGUAAACUUUAACAAGAAAUGCGAUACCUCAAAACACAAAGUGCUGGUCGCCUCCCUUUGCCCACAGUCACUGCCUUACUUUGCUGUGAAGUUAAACCUCAGCAUUCCCGAGGCCACCAAGAAACUCUGCAGCUUCCUGAAAAGCCUGGGGUUCCAUCACGUGUUUGAUGCCACGCUGGCCGCUGACUUCAGCAUCCUGGAGAGCCAGAAAGAGUUUGUGGAGCGCUACAGGCAGAGGAACAGAGACCAGCAGGCCCUGCCAAUGUUAACCUCCGCCUGCCCUGGUUGGAUUCGCUAUGCAGAGCGAGUGCUAGGCAGCCAGGUGACCCCUUACAUCUGCACAGCCAAGUCCCCCCAGCAGAUCAUGGGCUCCCUGGUCAAGGACUACUUUGCCAAACAGCAGGGGCUGGCCCCAGAGACGCUGUACCAUGUGGUGGUGGCUCCCUGUUUUGAUAAGAAGCUGGAGGCCCUGCGAGAGGAGUUUUAUAACAGCCUGCAGCACUCUCAGGAUGUGGACUGUGUUCUCACCUCAGGGGAAAUCGUUCAGUUGAUGGAACAGAGCAAUGUAUCCGUGGAGGAUUUGGAGUCCACCCCUUUAGAUCAUGUGUUUGGGGACACAGAGGUGGCUGAUCUUGCCCGGCAUGAUGGGAGCGGGGCAGAGGGCUUCCUGGAACACAUUUUCAAGUUCUCUGCAAAGGAGUUGUUUGGAGUGGAGGUGGAGGAAAUAGUUUAUCAAUCACUAAAAAACCGUGAUUUCCAGGAGGUGACCCUGCAGAGGGAUGGCGAGCCACUCUUGCAGUUCGCUGCAGUCUACGGCUUCCGAAACAUCCAGAACAUGAUCCAGAAACUGAAGAAGGGUCGCUUCCCUUACCAGCUGGUGGAGGUGCUGUCCUGCCCUGGAGGCUGUCUGAAUGGGAAGGGACAGGUGCAGACAGAGAGUGGGAAAGCUGACAAGGCCCUGCUGCAGCAGAUGGGGGAGGUGUAUACCAGCCUGCCUGUGCGACUGCCUGAGACCAGCGCCCAGAUACACACACUCUACAGGGACUGGUUGCAGGGGGCCGAGUCCCAAAAGACACGGGAGGCCCUGCACACUCAGUACAGGCCAGAGAACCCGGCCAGCAGCACUGCAGACUUCAAGUGGUAGUGUGGACAAUCUUCUACAACAAAGACCUCCUUAAACCAGAGCUAGCCCAGGCUUUCUAAAACCCUUGUUGGCGCCUUUUAUCACCUGCAACAUUAUAAUUGCCAGCUUGUGCGGAAUGUCUUUUAAGUUCUUUGCAUGCUUUUUUAAGGAUUUGCUGUUUUUAUUUUCAAAUAUGAAGCUAUAGAUGUCCUUCCUAUGCUGUAGGUCACAUGGUCUGAUACAACACAGAGAAAAGGGAACCAGACAACCAAGAAACCUUUGGCACAAGAAAGGCAGACCACUGGUAAAGAGGUCAAAUUAAGGAUUUUAAAGUCUUGGUUAUGACUCCUGCCAUAGCACUGUAUAUAGGGUGUAGAGCCACCAUCAUUCAAACUGUUAUUGAGAGAUACGUGUCUGCUCCUUGUUCUUACCUGAAGGCAAAUUACAUUUAAUAUGUUAAACUUUCUCCACAGAGCCAGAGCAAUUGAACUCAGACCUUAAGAGCAUGCAGGAGGGGUACACUUGAGUUAUGUUGCUGCUAUCCUUUCCAAGUAGCAAAUACCUAACACUGAUAGUGAACCACUCACUAAAAUAACAAAACAUACCUCUUUGCUUGUCCCCAAAUACAAAUUCCAUUGCUUUGAGUCAGAUGAUGUUUCUGAACCUAAUCUGAUUAAAUCUCCCAACCCCGUUCCAGCUUGAAACUGGUUUGCAUGCAGACUAUAAAGAGGGUUUAGGAAUUGAUUACCUUGACUUAGACUAGGUGCACAUAAAGGCUGUUAUGAUCUGAUCACUAUUAGCUUGUGCACAUUGCUUAGAAGUACAGUCCAACCCGUGUUAACAUCAAAGAGAUUUCCCUCCUAAAUACAGCCCCUUGAUAAACAAAGUAACACAAUGAAAGACUUUGUGGGUUACAGGUUGAUACUGUGCCAGCCACAGGAAAUCAUUCACAGAACUGCAUCUUCAUCUGGACAAUCUGAUUCGAUGCUGUGCUUUCUUUAACUGAGUUCAAUCUCCCCUGCGGUUGUAGUUGCUGGGACAGACGUAACUUCUGGUUAGGUCAUCCAGUGUCUUUAUAGGAUGAAGUGCCUGUGUCAUCAUGUGCUCAGCUACUUCACAUAAAGUUUAUGUUAGAAUUGAUGCAACCAAUUUAAAGGCACUCUAGCAGCCUAUGUGACAUACUGUAUGUCUUUGGCAAGCAAUUAAAACUGAAGCUCUUGAACUCACUCAAAACACUGUAUACAGUGAGUCAUUGCAAUAAGAAGCCCUCAGAAUGCUGCAAACUUCAUACAAAAGUAAUAGAAAAUGUAAUCCGAUGCUACGUACUCUAACUCUAUGCACAUAUGCCGGACCUGCUUUCCAGAUAUCUAGACAUGUUUCCCUGGCCUCUGGAAGCCAUAAACCACAUCACGUCUGGCAACUAGAACCAAAAACAUAAUGUGAAAUAUGCAGUUAAAAACCAGCUGGAGCUUCAUAUUGCCUUUACUAAUGGACUUUUCAUAAACCUAUCAAUAAAAAAAAAAAGAAAAGAUUUCUGGUUGUGUUGUAUGGGAAGUUUGUUUUAAAGUUCAUAUUAAAAACUCCAUAUACAAUGAGAUCUUAUCAACAAACUGGGAAGACUAAACUUGAAUUGGAAUGUAGACAGUAGAACUACAGUGAGAAUGCAAUGAUUCUGUCCUAUAAAUUGGCGUGUGUAGGGUGUCUGUUGGUUACACAACAAUAAGUGAAAUCUACUGUCAAUUAUUUGACAACCUGAUUCACCACUGGGUUGAUUAUCCUGCUUAAAAUAGUUUUAAUUCGGCCGAUAUUCAUUGAAAAUGCUAUUCCUAAAUACCACUUCUAAUAUAACAAAUAUUUAGUAUUGACUGCUACUAGAGUUAGCACAGAAUAGUUGACUAGAUAAGUGGCCGUUGACAUGGAAAGUGGUAGUCAACUAAUUGCACACUUCAAUUUGAAGCAGUAAUCUUGUAAUGUGUUUUUGUGUUUUAAAGUGUGUUUUCGGAGUGAACUAGCAAUCCCAAUAUUUAAUUGUAUUCAGCCGUUUAAAUUGAAACAUUAAGUAAUUGCAAGUUGCUUAUAAAUUACAUUUUAAAACAAAGUUUUAAGAUACAGUUUAAGAGCAGCAAAUGUUACCAAACUGUAGAGACACACAAGAGUAUAACAUUAGAUCCCAGCUACCUGCUUUUCUACAAAUCUUCAUACUUUCGACUUAAAACAUUGCCUAUUUUGACCAUUUUCAUUUUUAGUUACAGUGCUUUGAUUUCAUAUGCACAACAAAUCAAAACAACAGAUUCAAUGGGUAUUCUAAUUUUUGCAAUCUAAUAGCGGUUCAAUAAAUGCUGUUGGCGCCAAUUAAUAUAAAAGACACUUUACAUGUUACAUAUUACACAUGCCAGUGACAAGCAACUAGACCAGAAGAGCAGCUCCAGAACUCUGUGAGAAAGUUCAGUGUUGCAUAGGGGGAUAUUGUGCAAAUAAAUGCAUCACAUCAGGCCUCAACAGGGCUGAGUUCCUGCAGCUGCAGGCCAGCGUGUUUCUAAUCCCCUGUGAAGAAGAUAAUAGUGCAAGCAGUCAUAUGCAGAUUCUAGAUGUAUGGGAUGCAUAUGUGUCUGUACAUCUGUCCACCUGCAUGUCACCUUUACAUAUAUCUGAAACCACUUACCCAGUUUUAACUAAACUCUCCAGUAACAAGUUAAUGAUAAGAGAGAUAUCUGUCUGUAUGCCACACUUCAUCUGGAGAAUUGCUUUUCAAAUUGUGAUUAACGGUACACUUUUUUCUAUACUAUUAGGGCUUCUGAUUUUCGAUUUUAACUGGUAAAAAAACAAACAAUAAAACACCCCGAUACAAAAAAAUGAAAUCGGUGCAUCCCCAAGAAACACUGGAAAUUGUUACUCAAUUUGACUCGACCCUUUUCUCUGUGAAAAAUAAAUACCUAAAAAAAAUGUAGAUCCCAAAGCAGUUGGGUAGUGUCUGUCCUUCCCGACUUGGACCUCACAUUGAUUUAAAACAAGAUGUUCUUGCUCCCGAGUUUGAAAGUUAUUUACAGUUCGAUAAGGAGUAUUUAUACUCUCGUAGAAUUUAAAACUGAAUUGCAAAAUGUUAAAAAAUGCCUAAACACACACAAAAAAAAACAAAAAA
Messenger RNA from Polyodon spathula (Mississippi paddlefish), 4989 nucleotides. Its product is annotated as nuclear prelamin A recognition factor-like. Gene Ontology annotation, cellular component: lamin filament. The record is from RefSeq and is a predicted model, not a curated record. Gene Ontology annotation, molecular function: lamin binding. The transcript is spliced from 12 exons. Bases 492 to 1871 code for a protein of 459 amino acids. Lineage: Eukaryota; Metazoa; Chordata; Actinopteri; Acipenseriformes; Polyodontidae.